CAGCCGUUGCUCCAGGUCUCCCCCGUCCCCGGGCCCAAGAUGACACCCAACAGCACCAGGGAGGUGGCCAGCACUGUUCCUGUGGGGGCCUUUGGGCUCUCCCUGGUCCUGGCAAGCCUCAUCGUCGUGGCCAACCUGCUCCUGGCCCUGGGCAUUGCUGGGGACCGGCGCCUGCGCAGCCUGCCUGCUGGCUGCUUCUUCCUGAGCCUGCUGCUCGCUGGGCUGCUCACAGGGCUGGCACUGCCCACACUGCCAGGCCUGUGGAGCCAGAGCCGCCGAGGCUACUGGUCCUGUCUCUUCCUCUACUUAGCUCCCAACUUCUCCUUCCUCUCCCUGCUUGCCAACCUGCUGCUGGUGCAUGGGGAGCGCUACAUGGCAGUGCUGCGGCCUCUCCGGACUCCUGGGAGCACUCGGCUGGCCCUGUUCCUCACCUGGGCCGGCCCCCUGCUCUUCACCAGCCUGCCUGCUCUGGGGUGGAACCACUGGGCUCCUGGUGCCAACUGCAGCUCCCAGACUGUCUUCCCAGCCCCCUACCUCUACCUUGAAGUCUAUGGGCUGCUGCUGCCUGCCGUGGGUGCUGCAGCCCUUCUGUCUGUCCGUGUAUUGCUCACUGCCCACCGCCAGCUGCAGGACAUCCGCCGGCUGGAGCGGGCAGUGCGCAGAGGGGCGCCCUCAGCCCUGGCCCGGGCCCUUACCUGGAGGCAAGCGAGGGCGCAGGCUGGAGCCACACUGCUCUUCGGGCUAUGCUGGGGACCCUACGUGGCUACCCUGCUCCUCUCGGUGCUGGCCUAUGAGCAGCGCCCACCACUGGGGCCUGGAACUCUGUUGUCCCUUGUUUCACUGGGCAGUGCCAGUGCAGCAGCCGUGCCUGUGGCCAUGGGGCUGGGUGACCAGCGCUACACAGCUCCCUGGAGGGCGGCUGCCCGAAGGUGGCUACAGGUGCUGCGAGGAAGAGCCUCCCGGGGCCGUCCUGGCCCCAGCACUGCCUACCGCACCAGCAGCCAAAGCAGCAUGGACCUGGACUUGAACUAGGGGAAGAGCCUCUGCUCACUCCUCCUAGAAGCAUCCAUCUCAGCUACCAGGCUUGUCCGUGUCCGCACACCUCUGGAUCAGAGACCCCGACCCUUUUUACCACACCCUGGUAAAAUAAAGCUCCUCUGGC
This is a messenger RNA of Miniopterus natalensis, 1162 nucleotides long. It is a transcript of the gene GPBAR1, whose product is annotated as G protein-coupled bile acid receptor 1. Gene Ontology annotation, molecular function: G protein-coupled bile acid receptor activity. The record is from RefSeq and is a predicted model, not a curated record. Gene Ontology annotation, cellular component: plasma membrane. NCBI's taxonomy places the organism in Eukaryota, Metazoa, Chordata, Mammalia, Chiroptera, Miniopteridae. Gene Ontology annotation, biological process: G protein-coupled receptor signaling pathway.